ACAUCUGUUGUAAAAAAGCUCCGCAAAAACGGGAAAGACGUCAGCCAGCACCACCCGCCUAUCUCAGCUGCGGAUUUGCGGCUGCUCAGGGCUUCACAGGCGCUGUCUGUGAACACAGCCGGCGGACUGGUCCGGAAAGUGUGGAUGGAUGUCCAACUGCAUCUUGCCAGACGAGGCAGAGAGGGAAAUCGACAUUUGAAUCAAAGCUCUUUUAUUUUGAAACGUGAUGAUCACGGAUGCGAAUAUAUAUCUCUUGCCCACAACGCCGAUACCAAAAAUCAUAAAGAUCCAAAAGACACGAAUAAAGAGAAUGACAGAGGUUUUAUUUUCGCCGAGCCUGAAAACCAAAAUUGCCCCGUUGCCAGCUUCAAAAAGUAUGUUUCCCUGUGCCCAUCUGACGCCAAAGCCUUCUACCUUCACCCACUAAAAAAGGACCAACAGCUUCUCAACGGUGAAUCAGUGUGGUAUUCACGUGAGCCCAUGGGACAUCAUUUCCUUGGGCAAAUGCUACCCACAAUAAGCCAGGCAGCCCAGCUUUCAAAGCGCUACACAAACCAUAGCUUGAGAAGCACGGCUGUACAACUGCUCUCUCAGGCUGGUCUUGGAUCAAAAGAGAUCAUGUCUGUGACUGGGCACAGGUGCGAGAGCAGCCUGAAGAGUUACUGGGCUCCAACAAUAACCGAAAGGGAGAAAUGGAGCAACAUCCUGUCAUCCAACCCAGGAAAUAGCACCACAUCGGAUGUGUCAUCUGCGAAACCCCCGCAAGGAGAGAGGAUCGAGGACAGAAACGUUGAUCUCAAUAUCCCUAAAGAUUUCCCAUUCACCAUGUCACAUUGUACUAUUAAUGGAAACGUUCAGGUUAAUGUUAAUUACAGCUAAGGCUCAAAUGCUAACAUGCACAGAGUUAGUUGCUAUCGAAGCAGUUCCUGCCGUUGCAACAGCCUAGUUCAAACAUCAACAACGGACUAUUUUUCGUAGCGGAUGAAUGUCAUUUUAAAUCAGUUACAACUAUGUUUUUAAUCAUUAA
Messenger RNA from Trematomus bernacchii (emerald rockcod), 1027 nucleotides. RefSeq lists its product as uncharacterized. Gene Ontology annotation, biological process: DNA integration; DNA recombination. NCBI's taxonomy places the organism in Eukaryota, Metazoa, Chordata, Actinopteri, Perciformes, Nototheniidae. Gene Ontology annotation, molecular function: DNA binding. The record is from RefSeq and is a predicted model, not a curated record. The transcript has 2 exons. The coding region runs from base 145 to 879 and encodes 244 amino acids.